AUGGAUUUAUAUAAAAAGUUGACAAUAUUUGUGGGAAUUUUUAGUUUGAGUGUGGUCUAUGAUGAAACCUUAGAUCCUGUAGACCUUCUAGAUGAAGCUCAUCGGAAUAUAAUUGUCAGAUCUGCAACCUGCAUAUUACAAACCGAAACUGAUCCGAUGGAGUUGAUAGAUUCAUUACCUCCAAAUAUUGAAGGCCUAACAUUUAUCCAAGCUUAUCAGUCAGGAAAUAAAACAAUCAAAUUUAGCUGGUUAAGUAAAUUCGAGAAACUUAUUAGUCUUGAAUUAAUUGGGCCAUCAGUUUUUCAUAAGGAUGUUACUAACCAUCUACUCUGUCAUAUAGACGAUGCUUUAGAUAAUUUAAAUUAUUUGAAUUUAGAACGAGUUUUGGUAAAAAAUUCUAAAGAACAAAUACAAUCAUUUUUGGAAGUAAUGAAAGAAAGUGAAAAUAUUACUUUUGAAUAUGUUCAAAAAGUUGAUGAAAGUCUUCAUCCAUUGACGUUGAUUCAGAAAAGCUCAUCAAAUGAAGAAAUUGUGCCUUUUGAGGUUUUUAAAGAGCAACGAUCUAACAAUGGGGAAAUACCUUUAUUUAUUGGCUUCAAUAAGCUUUUUCUUUUGAGAAUAACAAAUUGUGAAUUAAAUAGCAUUCACUGGGAAAUGUUUGAUGGGCUCAACGAGCUACAAUAUCUUAUUUUAGAGAGAAACAAUUUUACAUUUAUGCCUGCUUUUGCUUUUUAUGGUACUCCCAACAUUAAAAGUCUCUCACUUGCUCAUAACAAACUUCUAGAUAUUGAAAUUACUGACUUAGCAGGGUUGUUGCAACUAGAAUAUUUAGAUCUAACUUAUAAUAAUUUUACUCAACUAUCGGAAUUGUCUUUCCCACCUUUUCCCAAACUAAAGUUAGCUAAUUUUGCAAACAAUCCCAUUGAAAUAAUUUUUCCAAAUACUUUUGAAGUGAUGAAUACAACUGACUCACUUAUUAUUGGCAGUGAGCAUGUUACUUUGAAACUUUUACCAAAUUCAUUCGCAGGCCUUCGCAUGCUUAAAACAUUGACUGUCAAUAAUGUUAAUGUUUAUUUAUUGAAAAGAGACCUUUUUGUUGGAAUGCCUCAAUUAAAGCAAAUUAUUUUGACAGGAAAUAUUAGUAAAAUUGAGUUUGAUGCUUUUCAGGAAAUAGCCAAUUUAGAAACUUUAAUUUUAAGUAAUUGUAGGAUUUAUAAUAUAUCUAUGGAUGGGUUUAUGGGUUUAACGAAGCUUAAAUAUCUAGAUAUUUCAAAAAAUCAUCUCGAAUAUAUCCCGACAGGGGUAUUUGAUGAUUUGGAAAGCCUAAGGGAAUUAUAUCUUAAUGGAAAUAAAUUCAAGACUCUUCCUAGAGACAUUUUUUCAAGAGUACAUCCCAAAUUGUUGAGGAUUAAUGAAAAUCCAUGGCAUUGUACAUGUGAAAUGAGUGAAUGGAAACCAAUAAUCGCCAGCAGAAUAAAACACAAAUCUUUAAAACCAUGUGAAUUUGUUCAUGACAAAGGUAUAGGGUGUGCUAAUAUAGAAAAUAGAUUUGAAAUUAAAUACUCAUAUGAUACAAGAGUAUCUCCCAAGUGCGCUGAACCAGAACAAUAUAAAAAUUGGAGUGUCUUUCAUGCAAUGAAAAAAAUUUUCAAAUGUCCCGAUUAUAGACCCAAAAUAAUGCAAUAUGUGAAGAAUAAAAACGUUACAUCUUUAACAACCUUAAAUGAGACUAUUAAAAACUACGAUGCAGCAACUACAUCAAAAUCAAUACUGACAAAAGCUGAAAGGCAAAAAUUGAAAGUAAAAUUGAGAAAGACUAAAUAUUUAAAUUAUAAACUCAAAAAGCAUGCUCUUUUAACUCACCAAGUUAAAGUUGAAGACAUUGAUCCUGAAAGCCCGCCACAAGCAAGUGAUAUGGAUAAUGAUUUAAAUAAUAUUAAAAUUAAUUCUAUGGAAUUGAAUGAUUUGGUGAAUAAUAAAAUAAACCCGUACCCUCCAAGAAAAUUUUAA
Messenger RNA from Ceutorhynchus assimilis (cabbage seed weevil), 2010 nucleotides. NCBI's taxonomy places the organism in Eukaryota, Metazoa, Arthropoda, Insecta, Coleoptera, Curculionidae. The record is from the annotation of a GenBank genome assembly.